Eimeria acervulina is the source of this 891-nucleotide messenger RNA. RefSeq names its product adenosine kinase, putative. The record is from RefSeq and is a predicted model, not a curated record. The coding region runs from base 1 to 891 and encodes 296 amino acids. The transcript is spliced from 4 exons. Lineage: Eukaryota; Apicomplexa; Conoidasida; Eucoccidiorida; Eimeriidae. Gene Ontology annotation, cellular component: cytosol; nucleus. Gene Ontology annotation, biological process: purine ribonucleoside salvage. Gene Ontology annotation, molecular function: adenosine kinase activity.
AUGAAGCUUUUAGGUGCCUGUAACCCUUUGCUUGAUGUAGUGGCUGAUGUACCGUCUUCAUUGCUAGAUGAGUACGAUCUUCCGCACGGAGGCGCUGUCUUAGCUAAUGAAAAACAAUUAAAAUUAUUUCCUAAAUUAGAAAAAGAAUUUAAAUGCAAAUAUCUUCCAGGAGGAUGCGGCCAGAAUACAAUACGCGUCUUUCAAGCACUCAGUCGAAAGCCCGGAACAACAAAAUUUUUAGGGUGUAUUGGGAGAGAUAAAGAAGGAGAGCAAUUAAGAGAGCUUCUGAUAUCUCAAGGUAUAAAGCCGAUAUAUAAAGUUAGUGACACAAAGCAUACAGGAACGUGCAUGGUGCUUGUAACAGAUAAAGAAAGAUGUGUCUGCACACACUUAGGAGCUUCUGUAGAUAUUGAUGAAGACUUCUUACAGCAGCAUUGGGUUGAAGUUGAAGAAUGCACUGCAGUCUACUGCACUGCUUUUCUUCUCUCUUCUUCUUCUCAAGUGCUGCUACGACUAUCUCAGCACUGUGCAGAAACAGGAAAGAUAUUUUGCUGCAAUUUAUCAGCAGAGUUUUUGAUGAAAGAAUAUAAAAAAGAAUAUUUAGAAAUGCUAAAAAACGCAAAUAUUGCAUGCGGAAACAAAGACGAAGCCCUGCAAUUUGCGUCCGUUCACAGCUUAGACUCGACGGGUAGCCUUGGAGAUGUUGCGGCGCAGAUAUUAGAUAUAAUGCUUACUAAAGAAACAGAUAAAGAUAAAGAUAAUGAUAAAAAUAAUGAUAAAGAAGAAGAUAAAGAUAAAGAGAAAGAAGAAAAUACUCAAAAAUACAAAGAAUUAAAAAUUGCUGUCAUCACACAAGGAGAAGAUCCCGUCGUUGUUGCAUGCCGCAUGUAG